Lucilia cuprina (Australian sheep blowfly) is the source of this 1089-nucleotide messenger RNA. Its product is annotated as muscle M-line assembly protein unc-89-like. The annotation marks the transcript as partial. Lineage: Eukaryota; Metazoa; Arthropoda; Insecta; Diptera; Calliphoridae. The record is from RefSeq and is a predicted model, not a curated record. The transcript has a single exon.
CAAACCAAAAUCUCCUCUAGAUUCCAAAACAUCUCCCAUUAAACCCACAACUGGUGAAGAUUCUGAAGAUGAAUUUGAAUUAAAGAAACCAACAAGUAUUGGCGCGAAGCAUUCGAUGUCUCCACAAGUUUUUGAUUUACCAGAAUCUCUAGACAAAUCGGACAAACCAAAAUCUCCUCUAGAUUCCAAAACAUCUCCAAUUAAACCCUUAGCUAGUGAAGAUUCUGAAGAUGAAUUCGAAUCAAAGAAACCAAAAGCUAUUGACUUGAAGCCUUCGAUGCCUUCACAAUUUUCUAAAUUACCAGAAUCUCUAGACAAAUUGGACAAACCAAAAUCUCCUCUAGAUUCCAAAACAUCUCCCAUUAAACCCACAACUGUUGAAGAUUCUGAAGAUGAAUUUGAAUUAAAGAAACCAACAAGUAUUGACGCGAAGCAUUCGAUGUCUCCACAAGUUUUUGAUUUACCAGAAUCUCUAGACAAAUUGGACAAACCAAAAUCUCCAUUGGAUUCUAAAGCAUCUCCCAUUAAACACACUAAAAGUGAUGAUUCUAAAGAUGAAUUUGAAUUAAAGAAACCAGCAGGUAUUGACUCGAUGCCUUUGAUAUCACCACAAGUUUUUAAUUUACCAGAAUCUCUAGACAAACCGGACAAUCCAAAAUCUCCUCUAGAUUCCGAAACAUCUCACAUUAAACCCACAGUUAGUGAAAAUUCUGAAGAUGAAUUUGAAUUAAAGAAACCAACAAGUAUUGACGCGAAGCAUUCGAUGUCUCCACAAGUUUUUGAUUUACCAGAAUCUCUAGACAAAUUGGACAAACCAGAAUCUCCUCUUGAUUCCAAAACAUCUCCCAUUAUACCCACAACUAGUGAAGAUUCUGAAGAUGAAUUUGAAUUAAAGAAACCAAAAGCUAUUGACGCGAAGCUUUCGAUGCCUUCACAACUUUCUGACUUACCAGAAUCUAUGGACAAAUCGGACAAACCAAAAUCUCCUAUAGAUUCCAAAACUUCUCCAAUUAAACCCAUAGCUAGUGAAGAUUCUGAAGAUGAAUUCGAAUCAAAGAAACCAAAUGCUAUUGACUCGAAGACUUCGAU